Aegilops tauschii subsp. strangulata is the source of this 1843-nucleotide messenger RNA. RefSeq names its product nicotianamine aminotransferase A. Lineage: Eukaryota; Viridiplantae; Streptophyta; Magnoliopsida; Poales; Poaceae. Gene Ontology annotation, biological process: L-tyrosine catabolic process; biosynthetic process. The record is from RefSeq and is a predicted model, not a curated record. Gene Ontology annotation, molecular function: pyridoxal phosphate binding; L-tyrosine:2-oxoglutarate transaminase activity.
UGCCAGCCCGGCCCGGAACCGGAAGCCGCCCCAGUUCAUGUGCGCGGCGGACGCGGUCAGAGACACAGCAACGGCUAUAUUAGGACAGUCAAUCACCGCUAUUCAAUCCACCGCGGCACCAGUUUCCUAAUACUACUAGUCCUCCUCCGACUCCUCCUCCUCGUUUCCUCAUGGCCACCGUACACCAGAGCGACGGCGCCGCCGCCGCGAACGGCAAGAGCAACGGCCACGCCGAGGCCCCCGCCGCGAACGGCAAGAGCAACGGCCAUGCCGAGGCCGCCCCCGCGAACGGCAACAGCAACGGCCACGCCGAGGCCGCCGCCGCGAACGGCGAGAGCAACGGGCACGGCGAGGCCGCUGCCGCGAACGGCGAGAGCAACGGCCAUGAGGUGGCGGCGGCGGCGCCGGAGGCGGUGGAGUGGAAUUUCGCAGGGGCCAAGGGCGGCGUCCUGGCGGCGACGGGGGCGAACAUGAGCAUCCGGGCGAUACGGUACAAGAUCAGCGCGAGCGUGCAGGAGAACGGGCCGCGGCCCGUGCUGCCCCUGGCCCACGGGGACCCGUCCGUGUUCCCGGCCUUCCGCACGGCCGUCGAGGCCGAGGACGCCGUCGCCGCCGCGCUGCGCACCGGGCAGUUCAACUGCUACCCCGCCGGCGUCGGCCUCCCCGCCGCACGAAGUGCCGUGGCAGAGCACUUGUCGCAGGGUGUGCCGUACAGGCUAUCGGCCGACGACAUCUUCCUCACCGCCGGCGGAACUCAGGCAAUCGAAGUCAUAAUCCCGGUUCUUGCCCAAACUGCCGGCGCCAACAUUCUGCUCCCCAGGCCAGGCUAUCCAAAUUACGAGGCGCGAGCGGCGUUCAACAAGCUGGAGGUUCGACAUUUCGACCUUAUCCCGGAGAAGGGCUGGGAGAUCGACCUCGACUCGCUGGAAUCCAUGGCCGACAAGAACACAACUGCGAUGGUCAUCAUAAACCCAAACAAUCCAUGUGGCAGCGUUUACUCCUACGACCAUUUGGCCAAGGUCGCAGAGGUGGCAAGAAAGCUCGGAAUAUUGGUGAUUGCUGACGAGGUAUACGGCAAGCUGGUUCUGGGCAGCGCCCCGUUCAUCCCAAUGGGUAUGUUUGGGCACAUUACCCCUGUGUUGUCCAUAGGGUCUCUGUCCAAGUCAUGGAUAGUGCCUGGAUGGCGACUUGGAUGGGUAGCGGUGUACGACCCCACCAAGAUUUUAGAGGAAACUAAGAUCUCUGCAUCUAUUACGAAUUACCUUAAUGUCUCAACGGACCCAGCAACCUUCAUUCAGGCGGCUCUUCCUCAAAUUCUUGAGAACACAAAAGAAGAUUUCUUCAAGGGGAUUAUCGGUCUGCUAAAGGAAUCAUCAGAGAUAUGCUAUACAGAAAUAAAGGAGAAUAAAUACAUUACAUGCCCUCACAAGCCAGAAGGAUCGAUGUUUGUAAUGGUGAAACUGAACUUACAUCUUUUGGAGGAGAUCCAUGAUGACAUUGAUUUUUGCUGCAAGCUCGCGAAAGAAGAAUCGGUGAUUUUAUGCCCAGGGAGUGUUCUGGGAAUGGAAAAUUGGGUCCGCAUUACUUUUGCUUGUGUUCCAUCUUCUCUUCAAGAUGGCCUCGAAAGGAUCAAAUCCUUCUGUCAAAGGAACAAGAAGAAGAAUUCAAUUAAUGGUUGUUAGUUGUACAUCUGACUGAAGCUGUAAAUCAUUUUCAGUUAUCCCGAUCUAUAUCUUUCAAUAAAAUGGAACUUUUAGUUCUCUAUGAAUAGAAGUCAACAUCUCCUUGAAUAUGUUAUGGUUGCCAUGGCCCGGACGAAACAUAGUGAAUGUUAGUGCAGUUA